Messenger RNA from Erpetoichthys calabaricus (reedfish), 2184 nucleotides. It is a transcript of the gene onecutl, whose product is annotated as one cut domain, family member, like. Gene Ontology annotation, biological process: regulation of transcription by RNA polymerase II. The record is from RefSeq and is a predicted model, not a curated record. Gene Ontology annotation, molecular function: RNA polymerase II cis-regulatory region sequence-specific DNA binding; DNA-binding transcription factor activity, RNA polymerase II-specific. Gene Ontology annotation, cellular component: nucleus. The transcript has 2 exons. Bases 1 to 1320 code for a protein of 439 amino acids. Lineage: Eukaryota; Metazoa; Chordata; Cladistia; Polypteriformes; Polypteridae.
AUGGAUGGCAAUACAGACAACAUGUUAAUCCAUCAUCAGUCUGAGCUGGUGCUGUCCAGCCAGCAUAGCAGAGCAGCUUUGCACUCCAAGGAUUUGUCAGCAGCUUUCCCAAGGCCUUCGCUGAUGUCCUCCAUGGCUUCUGUCAUGGACAGCACAGAACAUCACCAUCGCCAUGCUGGCAUAGAUCACUCAAUGCCAAGUCUGGGUUACGGGGGAGAGUCACCUUCUGGUUCCAGUAACACCUAUACUACCCUGACACCUCUGCAGCCUUUGCACGACAAGUUCCAUCACCAUCAGCACCACUCCUGCUUACCGAUGAGCAAUGUCAUCGGCAGUUUUACUCUCAUGAGAGAAGAUCGGGGCUUGGGGCCCAAUUUUUAUAGCACAUAUGCCAAAGAUUUAGGCAUGGGGCAGAGUCUGUCUCCCCUUUCAAAUACGUCUGCUUUGAGUUCUAUGCAUGGUUAUGGUCACCUUGGUGGCAGCAGUGGACAGAUGCUGACAAGUGGAUAUGAGGCUCAUAUUGGUGGAGGUGGCCCUGGUGGCCUUCUUUGUAGGACACCAGACUUUUCACGAGAAAUGUCUCCUCCAAUACCUCCUUCAACAAUGGAUACCUGUUUAGGUAGAAUGGACAACCAGCACACAUCCAGUCCACAACAAAUGUACUCCCACCACCUUCAGCAUACAAACCAACGGUCUUCAAUGGUCAUGAGUGACCAUCAAUCCACCAUUCCCAUUACUGGGUUGUCACCUGUUAGUCAAGGAGAUGGGAUGGCUGAGGAAAUCAACACCAAAGAAGUUGCUCAGAGAAUCAUCACUGAGCUAAAGCGAUACAGCAUCCCUCAGGCGAUCUUUGCUGAGCGGAUUCUCUGUCGCUCACAGGGCACUCUGUCUGACCUUCUGAGGAACCCAAAACCGUGGGGCAAACUCAAGUCUGGCCGAGAAACUUUUAAAAGGAUGUCUAGGUGGCUUCAAGAACCAGAAUUCCAGAGGAUGGCGUCUCUGAGGCUUGAAGCCUGCAAGAGGAAGGAGCAGGAGCAGGGCAAACUGGAAAGGAACCAGGGCCCAAAACGACACCGACUGGUCUUCACUGACCUACAGAGGCGCACACUGCAUGCCAUCUUCCGGGAAAACCAGCGGCCCUCCAAGGACCUCCAAAUAACUAUCGCCCACCAGCUUGGACUGGAGCUGUCCACCGUGAGCAAUUUCUUUAUGAAUGCUCGGCGCCGGAGCCAUGACAAAUGGUUGGAUGAAGGUCGCCCAUCCUCUACAGGAUCUACAGCGUCUUCGAUCAGUUCAGCCAUAACCUGUACUAAAGCCUGAAAGGGCCACCUCCAUAGGGGCAAGUACCCAUUUCAGCCAGACAUCCUUUUUUUCUGUGAAAUUUGUAAUCUUGGCAGUGGCAGGUGAGAUUUUUUUCUGCCUUCUCCUUUUUUUAGCCCUGUUUCAUUAGGCUGAUGACUUCUUGAGUUAUAUCUUCAGUGAGUGUCUCCCAACAUCAAUUAGGUGGGGGCUCUACUUUAGGCAGAUCACAACGCAUUUUGUGGAAACUAUUGAUGUCCUGGGUGUCUCCUUUUAAUUUGAUUUACCAAAGGUUUGGGUAAAACAUGUACAGUGGUGAAGACUCUCUGUGCCAAUGUGCACUAAGCCUCCGGAGCUGGCCACUUGCAUCUCAUCAGGCAGGUGUUUCUCUUGAGGGAAUGAUUUUAUAGAUCUUUAACACGCUUUGCUUAUUAUGCCCUGGGUUUAUGGCCUAUUUGAAUAGAAACUAAUUAAAACGAAGAACAUGUAAUAUUCUUUUUUAUGCUUUCAGUGUUGAUAGUGGGCCAAACAUCACUGCCCACUAUCAUUUCACUAACUGGAAAGCAGAUAUUUGAGGGGGAAUGAAGCAGAAGUCUCUCGGAGUAACAUUCAAGCAGCAACUGACAUCCAUUUAUUGAAAAACUCGGGUGUUGCUUGAUACUCAAUUUCUCCUGAAAGUGGAUUACUACCUCAGAGAGGUGGUGUUUAAUCACAGCGUGCAAAAUUCAAUUCAAUAAUAAAUGGACAUAAUGCAUUGCAUUGAGGCAUAUAAAGGUGCAAGGAAGCCAUUUAUUUGUGGAUUUGCACAUGGGCAGAAGUUCAAAAAUGCCAAGAGCAUCUCUUUGGAUUGAGCACCAGAGCUCUUGAGGUCUCCUCAGCUGCAGG